Diaporthe amygdali is the source of this 1302-nucleotide messenger RNA. RefSeq names its product wound-responsive protein ked. The transcript has 2 exons. Bases 1 to 1302 code for a protein of 433 amino acids. NCBI's taxonomy places the organism in Eukaryota, Fungi, Ascomycota, Sordariomycetes, Diaporthales, Diaporthaceae. The record is from RefSeq and is a predicted model, not a curated record.
AUGGAGUCAACAGAGGGGGACAAGUCUCGGCAAGAGAUCCCCGCAAAAGAGGAAACCAAGCGCAAACUGGCCCAGCGCGCCCAGCGCAAGGCUGAGCGCAAGGCAAAGCGGGAGGAUAAAGCAGAGGGCAAGGUCGCGCGCAAGGCCAACGUCGAGCGCGCGGGAAAAUGGACCGGGGAGCGCAAGGAGCAGGACAAGCUGAAGAAGGCCGCAAACAAAGCCGCGAAGCUCGAGAAGAAGAGGCGGCGCGAGGAAGCGAAGGCGGACAAGCUGCAGGAGCAGGACACGAAGCUCCAGGCUGAGGCACUAAAGGCCAAGGCCAGGCAGACGCACUUGACGGAGCUGCAGAAGCAGGAGAGCUCGAUGAUGGAGAAACUCGGUGAGGAGGCCAACGAGGAAACCGGCGCGACUGACGACCACGCCCCAAUCGACGACGAAAAGCCCCGAAAGAAGGACAAGAAGAGCAAAAAGUCAAAGUCGAAAGAACCACUGGAAGAGGCUGUGCAGGAGGCGGAGCAAGCUGUUGAGGAUAAGCCAGCCAAGAAAGAGAAGAAGAACAAGAAGCAGAAGCAAGACCCCGAGGCUGUUGCUGAAGUUCAAGUCACUACCAGCGAGGUCGAGAGCACCGAGAAGCCUUCGAAGAAGGAAAAGAAGCGCAAGCGUGACCUCGAGGCUGGCGAUGUCACCACGGAUGUUCCUGCAGACAAAGAAUCACCAGCCAAGAAGAAAUCCAAGAAAGACAAGAAGAAAAAGUCAGAAGCCAAGACCGAGAGUGCGCCGGUUGAUGCACCAGCCGACGAGCAGCCCCCUACCAAGAAUUCUAAGAAGGACAAGCAGCGCGAGCUGGAACAGAAAGCCCACGAAGUCACAGCAGAUGUUCCAGCCCCAGCAGCCGUCCCGGCCGAUGAGGUGGCGCUGAAGAAGGCAAAGAAGGACAAGAAAUCCAAGAAGGAGAAGGCGACCAAGGAAUGCGAAGACAAGGACAAAGGCAAGAAAGAUGCAAAGUCCGGCGCAGACAACAAGCAGCCCUCUCAAGCCGAGAAGGCAGCGACCGAGGCCGCCAACUGGAAUGUCAGCGAGCUCGGUGGCGGCGCGUCAAGACAGGCCAAGUUCCUCCGGCUCCUGGGCGGUAAGAACGCCGGCGGAGGUGCUGCUGCUGCUGCGACCACCAGUGAAGGGUCGGCGGCAGCGCGGUCGCACUUUGACGUGAGCAAGGUUACGGGGGAGCUGGAGAAGCAGUUCGAGGCCGGUCGGAGGAUGAAAUUUGACACGGGCGGUCAACACAAGGGCCUGGGAGCAUGA